AGGCCCAAAUUGGGUGGCUGCAUCCAAUUCUUUGAAGCUAGGGUUUUGAGUCAUCCUUCAUCACUACAAGGAAGAAACCACUGUGAAGAGUAAGGUCAGCUUAAGCUCUCAGCAAACAUGGGUAUUUCAAGAGAUUCUAUGCACAAGAGACGUGCCACUGGUGGCAAGAAGAAAGCUUGGAGGAAGAAGAGAAAGUACGAGCUUGGACGCCAACCAGCUAAUACAAAGAUUUCUAGUAACAAGACAGUCAGGCGAAUUCGUGUGCGUGGUGGCAAUGUGAAGUGGAGGGCACUAAGACUAGAUACAGGAAACUUUUCAUGGGGUAGUGAGGCGACUACGCGCAAGACUCGUAUCCUUGAUGUGGUUUACAAUGCCUCAAACAACGAGCUUGUUCGCACACAAACUCUAGUCAAGAGUGCCAUUGUCCAAGUUGACGCCGCGCCAUUUAAACAGUGGUACCUCCAGCACUAUGGCGUUGACAUUGGUAGGAAAAAGAAGGGGCCUAAGAAGGAAACUGCUGAGGAGGGAGAAGCUGCUGCUCCUGCUGAGGAAGCUAAGAAGAGUAACCAUGUAGUUCGGAAAAUUGAGAAACGUCAGAAGGAUCGUAAACUUGAUACUCACCUCGAAGAACAAUUUAGCUCUGGUAGGCUAUAUGCCUGCAUCUCAUCCCGCCCUGGUCAAUGUGGCCGAGCUGACGGGUACAUUUUGGAAGGGAAAGAGUUGGAAUUCUAUAUGAAGAAACUUCAAAAGAAGAAAGGCAAGGCUGGAUCUGGUGCUGCUGCUUAAGUGGUGUUUUCGGAAUGUCCAGUCUAAUUAAUUUUUUUCCUUUAUUUUUUUUUGUCAAUCAAGCUUCAAUUUUGAGAGUGUAUUUUUAUACGCUGCCGUUUACCGUAAGUUCAGAAUGAUCCCUGGACUUUAUUACUAUUAGCAACGUUUAGGUGUUUGAAAUAUUACUGCCAGUUUUUCUUGA
Messenger RNA from Lycium ferocissimum, 970 nucleotides. Its product is annotated as small ribosomal subunit protein eS8-like. Gene Ontology annotation, molecular function: structural constituent of ribosome. Gene Ontology annotation, biological process: translation; maturation of SSU-rRNA from tricistronic rRNA transcript (SSU-rRNA, 5.8S rRNA, LSU-rRNA). Gene Ontology annotation, cellular component: ribosome; cytosolic small ribosomal subunit. Lineage: Eukaryota; Viridiplantae; Streptophyta; Magnoliopsida; Solanales; Solanaceae. The record is from RefSeq and is a predicted model, not a curated record.